AUGGCCUCGAACGGGCAACUACUCGCGCAUCGCAACUACUACGGGACGACCGGCUAUGGCUCACCACCGCCAUUCGAUACCUCACGGCCCAAGCUGAAGCCCGCAGAGCGAGAGCUGGCAGACUUCACGCUCCUCGAAGCCCUCGACCGCGACGACCGCCCUACCUUCGCCGUCGAAACACGAUCGUCCUUAGGCCACGAUGAAGCCUACACCAUCGAUCUCGUGUAUGCGAACACGGCGCUUCACACCAUUGGCGGGCUUAUGACCAAGAUCACAGGCGACGAGUCGACUAGCUUGUUCGCGCAGAGCUCGGGACCGCAACUUGCCUUCCGGAAUUGGAUUCGUGGGCAAGGCAUUGAGGAGGACCUACAACAACACGGCAAUGCAUACACAUUCGAAGGGCACGUAUGGAAUGCGACAAGUGUGGGGCGCUACAAGAUUGUCAGCGGAGUGCCAACGCGACUGCUGUGGGUCGACGCCGCCCCAGGAGGAAAGAGCCACCGCACCCUCCGACGCGAGCGGAAAACGCCUCGGAGCAAGCAUCGCGCGGAUGCGCUACCCAUCAAGCCCCAGCUUUCGCUUGCCCAGAUACCACAAAAUCCUGAGCCCGGUACCAGCUCUUCUGCAGACCAAAGCGCAGCCACGCACACGUCCUUCGACUGUACCUCCGAUGUACUCACCUCGACCAGCCCGCACAUCGAGUACUUCCGCAGUAUAGAUUGGGCAAACACACCCCUGGGUCCAAUGAGUUCAUGGCCUAGUGAUCUACGUUGCGUAGCAAACACAGUGCUCAGUAACAAUGUGCCAGCCGUCAUGUUCUGGGGCGACGAUGUCAUUAUGUUGUACAACGAGUCAUAUGUCCAACUCCUUGGCAGCCUCCAUCCUUGCAUGGGCGAAAGCGUCCGCGUCAAGGCACCGGAUCAUUGGGUCUCGUUUCAACCUCUGGUAGACUACAUCAAAUCAACAGGCGAAUCAAUAGCCGAACCUGACAUGCUCCUCUUCAUUGAGAGAGACAAGAUCCUUGAAGAGACACACUGGUCUUUUCAAUUCGUCCCAAUAUUGAACACCGACGGCCAAGUGGCAGCCUACUACCAGUCCUUCUACGAAGUUUCCAACCACCGUAUCCUCGAGCGCCGCGUCUCUAGUCUGGUCGCAAUGGGAACCCAGAGUGCGAAUGCCAGAGAUUUCCCAUCAUUUUGGGAGACUACAUUGCGAUCACUCAGCUUGAACGAUAAAGAUGUGCCAUUUGCCUUGCUAUAUGCUGCCGAGCGGCAUGUUAGCGCUCAAAUACCAUCGGUAUCAUCCCCCGGUAGCAUUCCUCCGUUGGAAGGUUGCGUUCUCAAGGGUACCAUUGGCGUCUCCGGUGACCAUGCCAUCGCCCCUGCGAGUAUCAACAUCAAUGAAGGCUCUUAUAUUCUCCAGCCGUUCCUGAGUCGAGCCGCCAAGUCCGGGAAAGCGACCGUUGUUCACGUCGAGGAUCUUCCCGAUCCAACAAGGGCCUUGCAAGGCAUCGACUGGAAAGGAUAUGGUGACCCUUGUCGAACCCUAGUCAUCUGUCCAAUAAUACCCACCACUGGUAACCAGGUAGAAGGUUUCCUCAUAAUCGGCAUAAAUCCGCGCCGCCCCUUCGACGAAGAGUACCAGCAAUACCUGCAUGUCAUGGUGCGGUUGCUGGCUACGUCUCUUGCUUCCAUCGUUCUUUUUGAAGACGAAGUCCAACAAAGAGAAAACGCCAUCAUCCAGGCUGCUCAGAUCCAAGAACAUCUGAUGGCGGAAAUACAACUCAAAGAAAGCAAGUUUCAGCGCUUCGCGGAACGAUCCGACGUAGGCAUCUUUAUUAUUGAUCCGGCAGGAGCUUAUACUUACCGUAAUCAACGAUGGCAUGAUAUAUUUGAGGUCGCAUCCUCUGAAGACAACGCCACCGUGGCAUGGUAUAAGAUUGCGUUCGAAGAGGACAUCCCUUACUGCCAAUCCAUGUUCGCAAAACUAAUCAUGAAUCACGAAUCUGUUAUCUUUGAGCUGCGUACGCGGAUGCCCUGGACGCCGCCGUCACAGUCAGAUGAGCCGCAGACCGAGGAUACCCAGCACUAUAAGUGGAUUUUGUGUUCAGCCUUCCCCGAGUUGGGUCCGAACGGCGAUCUUGUUGAGGUCGUCGGGAAUGUUACAGAUAUAUCCAAGCAGAAGUGGGCUGAAGGCAUUCAAAAGAUACGCAUGGACAGCGCCCUGCAAGGCAAGCAACACCUAGAACACUUUCUGGACACGACGAGUCAUGAGAUGCGAAACCCUCUCAGCGCCAUCAUGCAAUGCGCGGAUUCUAUCACGUCUUCCUAUCCCCAAGAAGAUUACCAAGCGCGCCAAAACACCACACCAAACGAGUGGACGGCUUUCAUCGAGUCUACCCUUGACGCUGCCCAGACGAUAGGAGUUUGCGCAUCGCACAUGAAGCACAUAGUCGACGAUAUCCUCACCAUAUCCAAACUUGAUUCGGGUCUCUUGGACAUGACACCGGUCAUUGCGCAACCCGAGAGUGUGGUUAUGCAUGCAGUGAAGAUGUUCGACGCAGAAGCGAGAGCAGCAGGUAUCAACCUCGUGUUGAACGUGGAUCAAUCCUAUCGCAACAUGGAGAUCGACUGGGCAUCUCUGGAUCCAACAAGGGUGCUGCAGAUUCUCAUCAACCUUCUCACCAAUGCCAUCAAGUUCACACGCUUGGAGUCCACGAAGCGUGUAACAGUGACUCUGGCCGCCAGUAGCGCUGAACCCGUCUCAACGCUACAUGGAAUACAGUAUAACGAGGAGAGGCUAGUAGGACAAGACCCCCACUUGGAAGAGGAUUGGAAGAAAGCUCAAGAGUUAUUCUACAUUCAAUUUGCCGUCACUGAUACGGGCCGUGGACUUUCCGACGAAGAAAAAUGCAACCUCUUCACCCGCUUUUCACAAGCCUCACCUCGGACGCACAUACACUACGGUGGCUCUGGCCUUGGGUUAUUCAUAUCUAGACGUCUCACCGAGUUACAAGGCGGAUCAAUCGGCGUCGCGAGUGAGUCUGGAAGAGGCAGCACGUUUGCCUUCUACAUCAAAUCACGACGGGCGAGACCUAUUGUAGCCCGGAAAGGCAGUCUUCCCCAUGUUUUCCCAGAAGAGAUCAAGCACAGACGGCCGAUACCGCUCGUAAGCCUAACGCGUCCGUCUCCUCCCGUGCGCAUAUCCACAGGCGAGCAAGGUCACAGAUCAGAUUCUGCCAGUCCAAAAGCACGCCGCCCGUCAGUGCAAUCAAAAUCCUCGCAGACCGAACACUCCCAUGUUCGCCCCGAAGCGCUAGGGCUACCAGAGGGUCCUGAUCUGCAAGAAUUGAAGCGCACAAAAAGUAUACCAGAUACGCUGCAUGUUCUCGUCGUGGAAGACAAUCUCAUCAACCAGCGCGUUCUCGCCAAACAAUUGCGCAAUCUAGGAUGUGUUGUGAGCGUCGCCAACCACGGUCAAGAGGCCCUUGACUUUCUACCAAAGACCAGUCUGUGGAAAAACGAUCAAGCUACUGGCGACGCAAUCGCACGAGAGGCCCUCCAUAAUGGUGAACUGCCCGUCGAACUCAGCCUCAUCCUCAUGGAUUGGGAGAUGCCCAUCAUGAACGGACUCACAGCCGUUGCCGAAAUACGCAAGCUUGAGCAACAAGGCUUGUUGAAGGAGCGAGUGCCAAUUAUCGGGGUCACAGCCAAUGUGCGUCAACAGCAGAUCGAACAAGCUAUGGCUGCAGGAAUGGAUGAUGUUGUUGGCAAGCCUUUCAGGGUUGCGGAGUUGCUCGUACGGAUGAGGGGCAUAGUCGCUGCGUCCGACGUGCUAGCAUACGGCCCAAUCGUGCGCACAGCACCGGACGAAGUGGCCGUCAGCGACCCAAGUGCCAUUCCUAUCCUAUAUCCUACGCAGCAGCCACUUGAAAAAACCGAUUGGUACCUCACAUAUAGAGCGGUGAACCUUGGGCCCAGCCCCGACUUAUUCACAGAUGACAAUGAGAAACAUCAUGCAGCUCACCGACGGACCGUCGGCUCUGUAUACACACUAAGCAGCAUAUUGAAGAACGAGCGGGCCCUGGACGAAUUGAUGAUGUUGUUCGGGAAGAGGCUCGGUGGAUUUGCAGACCGUGAGGAAGAUGUUGAUUUUGGGUUAUGGCUGGAAAUGUUCUCCUUCGACAGCGUAGGCGCCGUAUUCUUCGGCCAGCCCUUCGGCUUCCUGGAAACGAGUUCAGACUAUGGGAACUACAUCGCCGCCGUACAUACCGCCAUGCCGAUGAGCUCCGUCAUAGCGAUGGCGCCGCUGUGGUGCCGCGGGUACCUCCUCCAGAUGGGCGUCAUGAUCCCAAAAGUCUUCAAAGCUAUCAUGGCUGUAGAUGGCAUCGGGCAGACUGCUGUCCGUGAAACUGGCGUUGCGCAGGAGAAAAGGGCGGAAGCGGAUACGCAUCGCACGGAUGUUCUGUCGCAGUUAUUAGGGAUUAUGAGGGAGAAGGGAGACAGUCUGUCAAUCGAAAAGAUUCAUGUUGAGAUGUGGGCGGCUGUUAUCGCCGGCUCAGACAGUACAUCCGGUGCUCUCCGCGCAAUCUUCUACUUCCUCAUGAAACAUCCCUCAAAGAUGGAACGACUAACCCAGGAGAUCGACCAUGCCUUUCAGAACAGCACGCUCACCAGUCCCGUACAAUACAACCAAGCCACCAAGCUACCCUACCUCAUGGCCGUCAUCCAAGAGUCGCUAAGACUUUUCCCGCCGUUUGGCGUGCCCAUGCCGCGGUACGUGCCGAACGGUGGUCUGCACCUCUUCAGUCAUCACAUCCCUGCUGGCUUCAAGAUCGGCAUGAAUGCCAUGGUCACGCAAUACGAUGAAUCGGUCUUUGGUGAAGACGCGCGGGAGUUCCGUCCGGAGCGAUGGCUUGUCGAUGACGCACGAUACAGAACCAUGCAGAAAGCUAUGCUGGUGUUUGGCGCGGGUGGUGCCGGAGAUACUGAGGAGGUUUACGGUGGAGAUGGCGCAUGA
Molecule: messenger RNA, 5019 nt
Organism: Alternaria conjuncta
Lineage: Eukaryota; Fungi; Ascomycota; Dothideomycetes; Pleosporales; Pleosporaceae
Exons: 7
Coding region: 1-5019 (1672 amino acids)
Biological process (GO): phosphorylation; phosphorelay signal transduction system
Molecular function (GO): monooxygenase activity; iron ion binding; oxidoreductase activity, acting on paired donors, with incorporation or reduction of molecular oxygen
Source: RefSeq, a predicted model, not a curated record